This is a messenger RNA of Cryptococcus amylolentus CBS 6039, 948 nucleotides long. RefSeq lists its product as hypothetical. Gene Ontology annotation, biological process: protein dephosphorylation. The coding region runs from base 1 to 948 and encodes 315 amino acids. The transcript has 4 exons. Gene Ontology annotation, cellular component: cytoplasm. NCBI's taxonomy places the organism in Eukaryota, Fungi, Basidiomycota, Tremellomycetes, Tremellales, Cryptococcaceae. Gene Ontology annotation, molecular function: inositol diphosphate tetrakisphosphate diphosphatase activity; phosphatase activity. The record is from RefSeq and is a predicted model, not a curated record.
AUGCCCCCCUCACCGGCCUUGCAAGCAGGCCCGUCCGUCCCGGGCCCUCAGACGGCGCCGCCGGCUACUGCCCAGAUACCUCCCUUUCUCGCAAACAUCAUCCAUUCGCACAUAUAUUCAGCUGCCCCUUCUGUUCCUCCGCCGUCGGGGUCACCGCUGCCGCCUCAUGGGAAAGGCCAGGUGGCUUCCCCGACCAUCUUUGAGGGGGCCAAGGGGCAAACUACCGCCUCAGGUCAAGGGACAGGCGUAGCAACUUCGCCUCCGACCCUCAUCGCACAACAUCCUCCGCCAAAUGCGCUCUACCUUCCUCCCCCGGCAAUGCCGGCCCCGGAAGAGGACCUCGUCCCGCCCGAGAACUUUAGUCUAGUCAGCAGCGGCGUGUAUCGGUGUGGGUUCCCGAAGAAGAGGAAUUUCAAGUUUAUGGAGACGUUGAGGCUGAAGACUGUUCUGACACUGGUACUGGAAGAGUACCCGAAAGCGAAUUUGGAAUGGUGCCAAUCCCAAGAUAUACAAUUCAUGCAAUUCGGCAUUCCUGGCAACAAAGAACCAUUCGAUAACAUUCCCGAGGACGUCAUUUGCGCCGCGCUCGUGGCCAUUUGUGACAAGCGUAACCACCCCCUCCUUAUACACUGCAACAAAGGCAAGCACCGGACAGGCUGUCUAAUUGGCUGCAUUCGACGCCUCCAAUCGUGGUCACGUACCAGUAUAUUCGACGAAUACAGGCGCUUCUCUGCACCAAAGAGUCGCGCGGUGGAUCAGCAAUUCAUCGAUCUAUUUGAUAUCGGGCCAGUGUGGGAGGGUAUCGUUGGUGGCGGGAAGGGAGGAGGUCUGGGAAAUCUGCCAGAGUGGGGAAUGCUGGGCUUGCCAAAGGGGAUCGUGGAGGUUGGUAAAGACGGAAGGGAGAAGAAGAAGAUUGAGAGAGAUACGCUGCAUAUGCGGGGGCUGUGA